CUUCAGGGGCCGCUCUGCGAUCGGUGUCCAUCAGGGUCACUUCCGGAGCGCGUCGCCGCCGGGGCCCCCACUUCCCCCCGCCCGUCGGCUCCGGGCUCCGGGCGGGGUGGACGCCCGGUGAAUUAAUAAUGCACACAUGCCGUGCAACCAACACCCUUCUGCUAGGUUCCAGCAUUCGUCAGAUGUAUUACCAACCGCGGGCUUUGAAACGCCCAUUCUCGUCUUCUACUUUAUACUCUUCUUCGCCCUCCUCUUCGUCCCGCUUCUCUGCAUUUCUCAGAAGCACUACUAGUCUACCACUAGCAGAUACCACCAGCACUCCAGCCGCCCUCACACCUCAACGGACAACCCCCCCCCCUUUCAACAGUACCAAGGCAACCAUGACGCACUUUCGCAUCGCCGUCACGACCGACACCAUAUGCCCUUGGUGCUACGUCGGACACAAGCAGCUCAAGCGUGCGCAGGAGACGUGGACGAAGCGCCACCCCGCCGACACCUUUGCCGUCACCUAUCACCCCUUCCAGCUGCACCCAGAGUGGCCCAGAGGCCCCGCGUCCAGCCACGACAAGGGUCAGUACUACCGCGAGAACUACGGCCCGGAGCGCGCCCGUCUGUCGCAGCAGCGCCUCACGGCCGUCGGCCGCGAGCUCGGCAUCGCCUUCAAGUUCGGCGGGCGCACCGGCAACACGCGCGACUCGCACCGCCUCGUGCAACUGGGCAAGAAGCACGGCAACGAGACGGAGCUGCGCGUCAUCAACGGCCUCUACAACUCCUUCUUCGAGAACGAGGGCGACAUCUCGCAGUAUGACGUCCUGAGGAAGGUCGCUCUCGGAGCGGGCAUCUCCGAAGCCGAGUUCCAGAAGGCCAUUAUCGACAGCGACGAGGGCGGCGACGCCGUCGAUGAGGCCGUUGUGAAGGCGCGCCUCGAGGGCAUUUCCGGUGUGCCCGACUUCCAGAUCCAGGACCGCUUCCAGAUCAACGGCGGUCAGCCUGCGGAAGUGUUCGUUCAGAUUUUCGAAAAGGUCAAGGCGCUCGAGGCUCAGUCACAGGCCUCUUCUUGAGCAGCGUCUAUUGAACAUUGUUUUUAAGGGACGUGCAAGUGUGUUGCCAAUUAUAUUCAUGAUAAGCCAAUAUAUUAUAUAUCUAUAAAUAUUGUACCUGAUGAGGACAUGGUCCAACAGACUUUAAGUAACUUAUAUACAGCGAGAAAUAGAGCAGCAAAUCUUGCCCGUGAUGGG
Messenger RNA from Purpureocillium takamizusanense, 1238 nucleotides. RefSeq lists its product as uncharacterized. Lineage: Eukaryota; Fungi; Ascomycota; Sordariomycetes; Hypocreales; Ophiocordycipitaceae. Bases 129 to 1061 code for a protein of 310 amino acids. Gene Ontology annotation, molecular function: oxidoreductase activity. The record is from RefSeq and is a predicted model, not a curated record. The transcript has a single exon.